Molecule: messenger RNA, 525 nt
Organism: Galdieria sulphuraria
Lineage: Eukaryota; Rhodophyta; Bangiophyceae; Galdieriales; Galdieriaceae
Product: 50S ribosomal protein L6 (plastid)
Exons: 1
Coding region: 4-465 (153 amino acids)
Biological process (GO): cytoplasmic translation
Cellular component (GO): ribosome; cytosolic large ribosomal subunit
Molecular function (GO): rRNA binding; structural constituent of ribosome
Source: RefSeq, a predicted model, not a curated record
AUUAUGGCAAGUUCGAGUUCAUAUGGUGGGUUUUUCUUUGUUCCUGCCUCCAAAGCAGAAAAGACGAAAGCUCUCGUCGUUGGUAAAUUGGGUGAAACCGUGAAAUACCUUGCGUCAGGUUCUCACUAUCUUCCCACAAAAGCAAAAUCUUGGCUGCAGGUUGCGAAUAAUGGAUAUGCUGUCUUGUUAGAGUUGGUGGGAGUAGGGUUUCGUGCCCAAGAAGAAGAAGACCGCAUUGUACUUCGCGUAGGCUUCACACAUCCCGUAUAUUUACCCAAGGAAAAGGAUGGUGUCCAGUAUCAUGUGCUUAAUCAGACAUUAUUGAGCGUAGUUGGGAUAGAUGAGAAACAAGUGCGUCAUGCUGCAGGACGAGUUCGAUUGAUCAGACCUCCAGAUCCUUAUAAAGGGAAAGGAAUUAGAUAUUUAUUGGAGGAAGUAAGACUAAAGGAAGGAAAGAAGAAAUAAAGACAACUUUGUACAGAAAUCAGACGAUCUCCUUUUCGAAAUCUAAAAUUCUCUUUUGUG